UUUUGAAAUUUUGGUGCCACGAUUUCUCUGAUGAGCGGGAAUUGCCUUUUCUCUGUAAAUGUAAUGUUUGAAUGAAUAACAAAAUAAAUCAAAAUAUCAGAAAACAGAGAGAGAUGAGACGCGGCGGACGGAGAACGGCGACGGAGGCGGCGGUGGAGCAGCGUCAGCUAGGGAACUCACGAGAUUCUGAUGUCAGCUUCGCGAGCAGCCGUCCGUCAUCAGUGGGUAUGGGUCGAGCUUCCGUUGCUUCCGAUGUUUACUCCGACAGAUCUAACCAGGCAUCGGCGAUUCGAGCCAUCAACGCUUUCCUCUCUUCUCAAUCCUUCCCAACCACCCUCCGCACUCACCCCGUCCCUUCCCUCAAGGAUAUCUCCGAAACCCUAAAGUUCCUCAUGUCCGCCGUCGAUUUCCCCUGCGAUGCUCGCAAAUGGGACGACGAUCUCGUUUUCCUUCUCAAAUCCCUCCACUGCCCCUUCAAGCUCACCAAAUCUACACUCCGUGCUCCCAACACCCCUCACAACUGGCCCUCCGUUCUCGCUGUCAUCCACUGGUUGGUCCAGCUUGCUCGCUACCACCACCACUUGUCUUCCAACUCCUCCUCCUUCCUCAAAGCCAACUCCAUGAAUUCAUACGCCGUCGAAAGCUAUCGCCACUACAUUCGCGGCGAGGAUGACUUGGUUGCUGAUUUGGACGCUAACUUUCUGGAGAAGCUGGAGGCGGAGAAGAGCAGUGUGGUGGAGAUCAUCGCUGCUUCUGAGAAGUCUGCCACCGAGUUGGAGGCUAAAUUGGAGGCUCUGAGGAAAGGCCCAUCUAAGAAGGAGGCUCUAGAGAAAGUAAAGGCCGACCUGGAAGAGGAUGCCAACAAGUUCCGCAUCAUCAUCGGGGAAUAUACUGCCCGGAAUUCAGAGAUCGAGAGAGUUCUGGAAGAGAAACACAAGGAACUAACUGUCAAGCAGGAGGAGAGACAGCGGGUGUGCGAGGAGAAUGAAGGGCUGAAGAAGAGGGUUGAGCUUCAGAGUUUCAAUGCAAGAGACGCAGAGAGGAUGAAAAGGGAGUUGCAAGCUGUGGAUAGGGAUAUCGCCGAUGCUGAGGUUGCCAGGGACGCUUGGGAGCAGAAAGCUUGGGAACUCAACACCCAGAUCCGGAAUCAAAUUCACGAGCUUCAGACUCUUGCCAUGGAUUGCAACCAAUCUUUCAGAAGAUUGAAGAUUAACAUCCAGUACAAUUUAAACGAGAAGGGGUCAACACCUGCAGAGGUGAUGGGCGUCGACUACAAAAACAUGGUGAAGCCUGCUUUGAUGUCCUAUGCUGAUGAGAUAAACAAGAACUCCAUGGGGAGGCUGGAGGAGCUGAUCAGCCUUCAACAUCAAUCCUCUGAAAUUGCUUCUAAGAUCACAAACAAAGAGACCCUUCUUGCGUCGCUUCAGUCGCAGAUUGAUGAAAAUGAAGAGAAGAUAAAUGCAGUGAAAAAGGAAAUAGAAGACUUCUCAGCAAAAUGUGAUGCUGAGGCAAAAGUGAUGAUCAAAACUAUCCAAAAGGAGUCUCUUAAUUUGGAUGUUGUGGAGAAAGAAGCUGCUGAGGUGCUGAAGGCAUCUGAACUGAGAUUGCAAGAAGCAGUUCAAAAAAGUGAGGAGGAGGUCCAAGCUUGUGCCGCCCAACUCUUUGCACUUAUCGACUCGGUGUCCAAACAAAAAGAGUACAUGGACACGCAGAUCUCAAAGAUCAGGAAUGGAGUUGCUGAGGUUGCUACAACUGUUUCAGAUGUAUACAAAGGGAGCUUCAAGAUGCACCUUGAAGCAUAAUCCGCUGAACCAACCAGAGGUAACAUAAAGUUGCUUACUUUUUAUGGUUGAAUCUCUGAGUGAGAGAGCCUGCUUUCUUGGACUUGCUUCGUUGCCUCUUCUAUUAUAUCAAUUAAGAAGAAAAGAUGUUUGCAUGAUA
Tarenaya hassleriana is the source of this 1941-nucleotide messenger RNA. RefSeq names its product kinetochore protein NDC80 homolog. The transcript is spliced from 3 exons. The record is from RefSeq and is a predicted model, not a curated record. Gene Ontology annotation, biological process: attachment of mitotic spindle microtubules to kinetochore. Gene Ontology annotation, cellular component: Ndc80 complex. Lineage: Eukaryota; Viridiplantae; Streptophyta; Magnoliopsida; Brassicales; Cleomaceae. Bases 72 to 1802 code for a protein of 576 amino acids.